Messenger RNA from Caenorhabditis elegans, 1106 nucleotides. RefSeq names its product G protein-coupled receptor (gene sri-10). The transcript is spliced from 8 exons. The record is from RefSeq and is marked reviewed. The coding region runs from base 1 to 1038 and encodes 345 amino acids. Lineage: Eukaryota; Metazoa; Nematoda; Chromadorea; Rhabditida; Rhabditidae.
AUGCCGGCACCAUGUCCUGAAACAUUGCCUGCCUAUUAUAUGCCUACCUUACAUGUAAUUGGUGCAAUUUCGAUUCCAAUGAAUGUUUUGGGAUUUUAUAUGGUUUGGUUUCAGUCCCCAGGAAUGCAGGGCUAUAAGUAUUGUCUUUGUUACAUGCAGAGUGUCUCAAUGCUCACGGAGCUCUACAUGUCCUGGAUAUGCCCCUCAUACUUCUUUUUCCCAUUGGCCGGUGGCUAUAUCCUGGAGGAGAACUUUCGAAGAUUCGUGAGCACACACGCGAGCUUGACCAUUUGGGUUUUCAUUUUUUGCUUCGUUUUGUCGGCUGCUCUGACAUGUUUUGUAUACCGACAUAAUGCUGCAGCACAAAUUAAUCAGGACUACUCGGGAAAGAUGUAUUUCGAAAAACUCCUGCUAGUUUUGACGCACAUUUUCCCAUUUUUCACUGGUUUUGGCACAUGGAUGUCGCAAUUGACUUACGAGCAAAAAUAUGACUAUGUUAGGCAGAAUUACCCCCAAUGCUUGAGCUGGAUGGCUUAUGAUGGCUUUGAAGCUUAUAACUGGCAAGUGAACACGUGGAUUCCAGUGGCAGGGCUCGGAGGAAUUGGUUGGGUCUUUGUGGUUGCAAGCUACUGUUUAUACCUUGGCGUACACACUAUGAUGAUUCUCCAACGUUUACGUGCUCACAUGUCCCCCCAAACCUACCAAAUGCACAGAACAGCCCUCAUAAGCCUGACCAUGCAAAUGGUGAUCCCCGGAAUGCUUCUAACAACCCCUUUGUACAUGAUUCUAGUAGUAAUUAUGACAAAUUCAUUGGCUUUUGAAGAGCUGGCCUCCACCUUCUCCUUCCUAAUGUCCUCCCACUCAAUGUGUCAGUGUUUUGUAAUGGUUAUGAGCAAUGGGGUAUACCGACGGGUACUUAAGGAGAAGGUUUUCAGAUUGUUAAGACUUCCAGUUCCAAAUGAGAGUCAGGUGGGGAGCCUCGUUGAGCCAAGCAUGAGAAUUUCGAAUAAUUUUGUGGGAACUGUACUAAAUGCUUGAAAAAAUCGCUGCUCUCUUCCUAUUCGGAGCCCUUUGCCAAGACAAUGCCCCGGCAUUUAAUGCAGCUU